AUGCACAAGUACGACUUAUGGAAGGCCAUCCGAAUCUGCUCGUGGGUUGUGCGAUUUACAAGGAACUGCAGAGCUAAACGCCAGCAAAGGAUCACCGGACCAAUCACUACCGAAGAGACAGCCAACCAGUUGCAGUUCUGGGAAAGAAGAUCACAAGUUAGGAGUCAAGGCACCAUCAAGUUUGAUGAAGACCAAAUGAAACUGAACCUCCAGAAGAACCUAGAUGGGAUAUUCGAGUGCCGAGGACGUAUUCAAGGCCACUACCCAAUUUACCUACCUGGCGAUGGCGUGUUUACUGGAAAACUAGUGACACACCUCCACAACCAGACCCUACAUGGGGGAGUUGGUUUCACCAUGGCCAAAGUACGCGAGACGUAUUGGGUACCCAGAUUGCGCCAGCUUGUUAAACGCCUUAUCAAGCGGUGCUAUGGAUGCAAAAGAUUUCAUGUAUCAUUUGCCAACCCUCCUCCAGGCAACCUACCUACAGAUAGAACAGAGGGAACCUCGCCCUUUCAGGUUGUUGGAAUAGACUACGCCGGACCGAUCAAGUACCGUGACAGCAAAAACAAAGGAAAAGCGUACAUAGUCCUGUAUGCCUGUAGCCUGUCCCGAGCCUUGUACCUCGAAUUGACCAAGACCAUGGAGACUGAAGAGUUUAUCACCACUUUGAAGCGGUUCAUAGCAAGAAAAGGUCGUCCUGUAAAAAUCUAUUCAGAUAAUGGUAGGACCUUCGUAGCUGCAGCAAAGUGGCUACGGAAUGUAAUGCAAGACGAGCGCCUCCAUGACUACCUUGCCAAGAUGAAUAUCAAAUGGCAGUUCAAUCUCAGUAGAGCUCCAUGGUGGGGCGGGCAAUUUGAACGGAUGGUCGAUAUUGUCAAGCAGGCCUUCAAUAAGUCUGUCGGAAAUGGAACCCUCACCUGGGCAGAACUGCAGGACGUGCUGCUAGACGUGGAGGUCGCGCUGAACAACCGUCCUCUGAGUUAUGUAGAAGAAGAUCUACAGCUUCCUUUGUUGACCCCUAACAUGUUACAGUUCGGACGCCCUAACUUGUUGCCUGAUCCUGAAGCACACCAUCAAGAGCAUCCUGAUCUGAGAAAGCGUGCAAGAUAUCUUGCCAGAUGCAAAGAUGUGAUCUGGAAAAGGUGGUCUGCCGAGUACCUAAGGGGACUACGCGAAAGGCACAACAUGAAACACAACAAAAGGCAGCUAUCUGUAACAAGUGGGGACGUCGUUAUUAUCAAGGGCGACGAGAAGAACCGCGGGCAGUGGAAGUUAGGAAUCGUAGACGAGCUGUUUCCAGGAAGUGAUGGUGUCAUCAGGGCCGUUAAAUUGCGAGCUGGGAAGUCUUAUCUAGAGAGGCCCAUACAGCACCUCUACCCGUUGGAGCUAUCUUGCGACAGGACCACAGACAAAUCCAAAGCACCACUGAACGCAGAGGCGCCAACCUUCAGGCCGACCAGAGACGCUGCAGUCGCUGCGAGGGCGCGAAUUCGAAGUAUCGCAAGUGAUGAGGAGUUUGGUUGA
This is a messenger RNA of Pocillopora verrucosa, 1524 nucleotides long. NCBI's taxonomy places the organism in Eukaryota, Metazoa, Cnidaria, Anthozoa, Scleractinia, Pocilloporidae. The record is from RefSeq and is a predicted model, not a curated record.